Messenger RNA from Salvia miltiorrhiza (redroot sage), 1474 nucleotides. Its product is annotated as probable strigolactone esterase DAD2. The record is from RefSeq and is a predicted model, not a curated record. NCBI's taxonomy places the organism in Eukaryota, Viridiplantae, Streptophyta, Magnoliopsida, Lamiales, Lamiaceae. The coding region runs from base 361 to 1167 and encodes 268 amino acids. The transcript has 2 exons.
AUGUUUCCAUUCGUUUUGUCUGGACCUUUGCUUUGCUUUUCUUUUAUUUUGUUUUGUUUUUGAUAAUAUACAAGUGAAUGGGUCCAAAACUGGGAUUAUAUUAUAAGGUCCACAUCCAAACAAAUGUAACCACAAAAAUUGCACAUUCUAGAUUCAGCUGUCUGUCAGCUAUGGAUAAAAUUCCAAGUCAGUUUGGCACUAGUAAAAUUGAAAAUCUCAUCCAAACAAAACCCCAGAUGAUUACCAUACUUUGUUAGCUCUCCCUCUCCUCCGAUAUAAAUACCCUCUCCACUCCCAUAAACAAUUAUUUAUCUCUCACCAAUAAUUAUUGUAUUUAAAAUAUUGAUUAGUUUUUUGCAUAUGGGGCACAGUCUGCUGGAGGCGUUGAACGUGCGAGUGGUGGGCUCCGGCGAGAAGAUCCUCGUCCUCGCCCACGGCUUCGGCACCGAUCAAUCGGCGUGGCAGCGCAUUCUCCCCUUCUUCCGCCACGAUCACCGGAUUGUGCUCUUCGAUCUCGUCUGCGCCGGCACGGUCAACCCCGAUUACUUUGACUUCCGCCGCUACACCACCCUCGACGCCUACGUCGACGACCUCCUCUGCAUCCUCGACGCCCUCCGCAUCGACCGCUGCACCUACGUCGGCCACUCCGUCUCCGCCACCAUCGGAAUCCUCGCCUCCAUCAAACGCCCCCAGCUCUUCACCAAGCUCAUCCUCGUCGGAUUCUCCCCGAGAUUCCUAAACGACCACAAUUACCACGGGGGUUUCGAGCAGGGGGAAAUCGAGCAGGUGUUCUCGGCGAUGGAGGCGAACUACGAGGCGUGGGUGAACGGGUUCGCGCCGCUGGCGGUGGGGGCGGACGUGCCAGAGGCGGUGAGGGAGUUCAGCCGGACGCUCUUCAACAUGCGGCCGGACAUCACGCUGUUCGUGUCGCGGACGGUGUUCAACAGCGACCUGCGCGGGGUGCUGGGGCUGGUGAGAGCGCCGUGCUCCAUAAUCCAGACGGCGAAGGACGUGUCGGUGCCGGCGUCCGUGGCGGCGUACGUGAAGAACCACCUCGGUGGACGGAGCACGGUGCACAUGCUGAACAUCGAGGGGCACCUGCCCCACCUCUCCGCCCCGAAUCUGCUGGCGCAGGAGCUCCGGCGGGCGCUGCCCCGGGCAGGUUGAGGUUGAGGUUGAGGAAUAAUGAAUGAGGACAGUUGGCGAAUAAUUCAUCUUUCUUUUGGGUUUGGGUUUGGGUUUUGGAUAAGGAAUAGGCACGUGAUCGGAUUUUGUCUUCCACUCUUGUUUUCAAUUUCUUUUCUUUUUGGGUGUGUUUGUUUUCAGCUUAAAAAGGAAUCCAUUAUUUCCCAUGGAACGGAAACGUCGCCGCAUGGAUUGCGAUUGAAAUUAUCCCAUAUAAUACCCCACCCCACUACUUCAUUUCAAUCUUCUUCUUCUUUUUAUAUAUAUUGCGAACACAGCUUUUGCUCAA